CACCUUAGGCUUUCCUGAGAAAUAAGCCUUUCCAAAUUCCUUUUUUCCCACCUCCCUUAUCCUCUGCAUGCUCCCAAGUUCUGGAAAAAUGUGACACUGAGUUUCAAAAAGAGAGUAGCAGAUAAGGCACCAGGACUCAUUCACACGGGCAGGAGCUGUUUAGAAGGAACUCCGUUACCUGGGCAACGCUGUGACCUUAGCCCUGGGCCUCUGAGUCUGCCUGGUGACAGAAACCUCGCUGUGUGCCCUCCUCACUUGUUCUACAAUGAGUGCCAAAUCUGCCAUCAGCAAGGAAAUUUUUGCACCCCUUGAUGAAAGGAUGCUGGGAGCUGUACAAGUCAAGAGGAGGACUAAGAAAAAGAUUCCUUUUUUGGCAACUGGGGGUCAAGGCGAAUAUUCAACCUACAUCUGCCUGUCAGUGACGAACAAGAAGCCCACACAGGCGUCCAUCACGAAAGUCAAACAAUUUGAAGGCUCCACAUCAUUCGUGCGGAGAUCACAGUGGAUGCUUGAGCAGCUUCGCCAGGUCAAUGGCAUCGAUCCUAAUCGGGAUUCUGCAGAAUUUGAUUUGUUGUUUGAAAACGCUUUUGACCAGUGGGUAGCCAGCACAGCCUCGGAAAAGUGCACCUUCUUCCAGAUUCUGCACCACACCUGCCAGAGGUAUCUCACCGACAGGAAGCCGGAGUUUAUCAACUGCCAGUCUAAGAUCAUGGGAGGAAACAGCAUCCUCCAUUCAGCGGCUGACAGCGUGACCAGUGCUGUACAGAAAGCGAGCCAGGCCUUGAAUGAGCGUGGGGAGCGGUUAGGCCGAGCUGAGGAGAAGACAGAGGACUUGAAGAACAGCGCCCAGCAGUUUGCAGAAACUGCACACAAGCUUGCCAUGAAGCACAAAUGUUGAGAAACUGCGAAACUGCCUAUCCUGGUGACCCCCCUAAGAGAAAUGGAAGAGUUUGUUCUGCGGUUUUUAAAAGAAUUCCGGACCUCUGCUUGCUUCUUUUUUUUCCAGUAUAUGGACAUUUAGGGUUUUUGGUUUUCCUUUCCAGGUGUUAAUAGGAAAGAAAAGAUGUUGUGUUUAUACAGUUCCCUAAAGAUCUUGCUAAGAAAUGCUGCAAAAGCAUCAGCUUCA
Molecule: messenger RNA, 1126 nt
Organism: Talpa occidentalis (Iberian mole)
Lineage: Eukaryota; Metazoa; Chordata; Mammalia; Eulipotyphla; Talpidae
Gene: STXBP6
Product: syntaxin binding protein 6
Exons: 6
Coding region: 266-898 (210 amino acids)
Biological process (GO): Golgi to plasma membrane transport; regulation of SNARE complex assembly; exocytosis
Cellular component (GO): plasma membrane; exocyst
Molecular function (GO): phosphatidylinositol-4,5-bisphosphate binding
Source: RefSeq, a predicted model, not a curated record